Messenger RNA from Morchella importuna, 1452 nucleotides. RefSeq lists its product as uncharacterized. Gene Ontology annotation, molecular function: protein binding. The transcript has 6 exons. Gene Ontology annotation, biological process: protein import into peroxisome matrix, docking. NCBI's taxonomy places the organism in Eukaryota, Fungi, Ascomycota, Pezizomycetes, Pezizales, Morchellaceae. Bases 1 to 1452 code for a protein of 483 amino acids. Gene Ontology annotation, cellular component: peroxisomal membrane; peroxisomal importomer complex; peroxisome. The record is from RefSeq and is a predicted model, not a curated record.
AUGGAUUUUGAGUCCCUAGCUUACCAGGAGACAUUUGAAAGUGGCGAGGUUAAAAUGCGGAGAUUAGUGAUCUGUUUCCUUCUCGGUUUUUCAUCGCCAGCGAAUAAGUACAGCAGAAAACCAGCAGAAGAACAAGCAGAAGAAAGAUUCUUGUCCACUGCCUCUUCGCCCCCUCCCGAUCUCCGUUCUUCCUUCUCCUUCUCCAUGUCCCAGCCCUCUCCUCCUAAACCCUGGGAGCGAAACGGUACUAUCAGUGCUCCCUCUAUCCUUUCAUCACCCCCUGUACAAACAAUGACCGCCCCGGCAACGCCAGUAGCUUCGGCCACAACAACAACAGCAGCAGCCCCUGGUGCCCCAGCGCUCCCGGCACGGCCGUCGAGUUUAACAAACGCAAAUGCCAACCGCUUCGGUGCCGCCGCGACAGCGGCUGGUGGCGCGUAUGGAGCCUACAAUCGACCACCUGGCUACGGUAUGGGCGCCGGCUAUGGAGCAAUGAGUUCAUACUCAUCACCAUAUAGCCGAUUCGGAGGUUAUGGUGGCAGCAUGUACGGCGGUGGGAUGGGGAUGGGGAUGGGAAUGGGUGGGCUUGGUGGUUUUGGAGGAAUGGGCGGAUACCCAGGUGGAGACCCCAAUGACCCGAGCAGCCUUACCCAGGGCAUGCAGAAUAGCACCGCUGCAACUUUCCAGAUGAUUGAGAGCAUCGUUGGUGCUUUUGGUGGGUUCGCUCAGAUGCUUGAAUCGACAUACAUGGCGACACACUCUUCGUUUUUCGCUAUGGUACAAGUCGCCGAGCAAUUCGGAAACCUCAAAAAUACCCUCGGUUCCAUUCUUGGAAUUUUCACAAUGAUGCGGUGGGCCCGCAUUGCUCUUGCCAAACUCACUGGCCGACCUUUACCUGCAUCAGCAAGCGAGUUGACGGCCUCCAACUUUGCCGCCUUCGACGGUGUUAACGGAAAGAGCGGCCGAGCAGGUGUUCCCAAGCCGUCGAAAAAGCCCCGACAGGAGGCUGAGGAGCGAAGAAGGAUUGAGGCUGCUGGUGGCCCCGAAAUGUUUGCUGCAGGUGGUGCAGCCAGCAUGGACCCCACCAAACUCGAGUUUUGCCGCGCAAUGUUCGACUUUACACCUGAGGUCCAGGGUGGAGUUGAAUUGGACGUGAAGAAAGGGGACCUCGUUGCUGUCUUGAGCAAAUGCGAUCCCAUGGGCAAUCCAUCGCAGUGGUGGAAGUGCCGUGCUAGAGACAGCCGAGUGGGGUAUCUCCCAAGUCCCUAUUUGGAAGUUAUCACCCGGAAGAAUGAGCUUGCUGCCGCAAGUGGUGCGAAGCAAAUCACAGACGGCUCAGCAAGCAGAACAGCAACAAUGACAAGCGAGAUGGCGGGAGAAAUGGUAAAAGACACAAAGCCAGGCGAUAUCAGUAUCGAGAGCUUUCAGAAGAGCCAAUUUUUCUCGUCAUAA